AGAUAAGAUACAAAAAGAACAAUGAGAGGAGGAAAACUUAAUCACUUUCUCAUUCACCAUCCUCUUGGGGCAUCACUCUCUUCAUCUCCUUGUUUUUCCCUCUGAGGGUUUGUUCACCGCAGGCAGCACAACUGGCGACUGAAAUGGGUGAAUGGGAUCUGCUGGGACGCCUGCUGGAUAAAGUGCAGACUCACUCAACAGUCAUCGGCAAAGUCUGGCUCACAGUGUUGUUCAUCUUCCGCAUCCUGGUCCUGCGUGCUGGAGCAGAAAAGGUGUGGGGUGAUGAGCAAUCUGACUUCAUCUGCAACACUCUGCAACCAGGCUGUGAGAACGUCUGCUAUGACCAAGCCUUUCCCAUCUCUCAUGUGCGCUUUUGGUUCCUUCAGAUUAUUUCUGUGGCAACACCAAAGCUUCUUUACCUCGCUUAUGUCCUUCAUGUGAUCCACAUUGAGAAGAAGGUCAGGGAGAGGAUGAAGAAGCAUGUCGAGUUCGAUGACCAAGCCAAUCUUUUCCUGAAGAGAGCUUACAAAGUUCCCAAGUACAGCAACAGCAGUGGCAAGAUCAAUCUCCGUGGACGUCUUCUUCGCAGUUACAUCCUCCAUCUAGUGGCCAAGAUACUCCUGGAAAGUUUGUUUAUUGUGGGUCAAUACUUUCUUUACGGUUUCACCCUCGAGACUCGCUAUGUCUGCAGCCGCUUCCCCUGCCCUCACCAGGUCGACUGCUUCCUUUCCAGGCCCACGGAGAAAUCGGUCAUUAUCUGGUUCAUGCUGGUUGUCGCGUUCAUCUCACUUGUCCUUAGCCUGGCCGAACUGUUCUAUCUGUGCAUGAAAGCUGUGAAGGAGUGUCUGGCGAGGAGGCAGGACUACACCGUGAGCCCGGUGACACCUCCGCUUUCAGAAAGGAAGGCCUUUAAGAACAGAGACCAGAUGAUCCAGAAUUGUGUCAACACGGAACUGGAGCUCCAGGGACGCAAGUUAGGGCUGCACGGGGUCACAGGUGGUGUGGACGGGGCUGCUAAAAAAGUAUCAUCUGAGGGGAACAACAUGGGGGAGGUUCAUAUCUGAAGCUCAGGUACUGAGAAGGGAUGGAUUAUGUGCCUCUCCAGGUUUACUCUAUGUGGGAGGGAAACAGUGAAUCAGUAGUCCACUUCUGCAAAAAGGACUCCCCUCGUGUUGCUUGCAAUGGCUGAAUGUGAAAAUUGUGACAGGCAGUUAUGCCUUUUUUUUGACAGACUUGAAAUACCCAUCAUUUCAAUACGCUGCAGAUGUUAUUGAUAGAUGUUACUUAAAAUGCUCUUGUCAUGCCUUUAAACAAUGCAGUACCAUAGUUUUGAUUCAAUAAAGUUGUGCUCAAGGUAUGGCUGCGGUCAGAAUUUCAUUUUCCUGGAAUCACCUGUGGUAUUUCAGAUGACGUAAAUAUAUACAUAAAGCAAUGCUUCACAGCAAUACUGGCAACUGUAUUGAUUGAUUGACUGAUUGAUUUUAUUUUUUAAAUGUAAUUCUAAAAACACCAGCUCUGCCAGGGCAGUGAGUGCAUACAUGAAAGAAAAAUAAUGCCAUAAGGCUUAUUUCCAUUGUGAUCCAUUUGGGGAGGGGGAGUGUACAGGGAAGGGUCAAGACAGCAGAUCAGAUAAAGCAAAAAUGAUCACCAUUCACCACUCAUUUAAUAAAACUAAUUCAAACUCUGUACAUCACAAAUGAUUACAUCAGUACAUCAACACUACAUCCCAGCCCUCUCAACAGACUAUCUACAAGUCCAGGUAUGAACAAAAUAUUGAAAUAAAUAAGCUCCAUCAAUGUAAAACCUAGAAAUAAAGAUAAACUAGCAGGGUUCAUUGAUUUUUAUGGUAGUUGAGAGAGUUUUCAUUUUAGACAAGAGAAAUGCAACAAAAUGUGAUAUUUGCAAUAAAA
Myripristis murdjan (pinecone soldierfish) is the source of this 1910-nucleotide messenger RNA. Its product is annotated as gap junction Cx32.7 protein-like. The record is from RefSeq and is a predicted model, not a curated record. The coding region runs from base 144 to 1064 and encodes 306 amino acids. Gene Ontology annotation, molecular function: gap junction channel activity. The transcript is spliced from 4 exons. Gene Ontology annotation, biological process: cell-cell signaling. Gene Ontology annotation, cellular component: connexin complex. Lineage: Eukaryota; Metazoa; Chordata; Actinopteri; Holocentriformes; Holocentridae.